AUGCAUAUACUCGUAAGCGGAACAAGCGGACUGAUCGGUUCGGCUUUGACGCCUGAACUUGAGGCGGCGGGGCACCGGAUAACCCGGCUGGUUCGCGGGCGGGCGCGUCCGGGAUGGGGAGAAGUGGCCUGGGAACCGGAGGCCGGGCGCAUGCCCCCGCAGGUUCUGGAAGGCGUCGAUGCCAUCGUGCAUCUGGCGGGUGAGAGCAUUGUCGGGCGCUGGACGGCGGACAAGAAGCGGCGCAUCUAUGAGAGCCGGGUGCGCGGCACCCAGAUCCUCUGCGAGGCGCUGCGGCAGGUCGUCAAGCCGCCCAAAACCUUCGUGUGCGCCUCGGCCAUCGGCUAUUACGGCAAUCGUGGCGAGCGCCUGCUGUUGGAGGAGAGCCGCGCCGGGGAAGACUUUCUGGCGCGUGUCUGCGUCGAUUGGGAAGCGGCCGCGGCGCCGGCAGCGGAACGCGGCAUCCGGGUCGUGUCGCUGCGCUUGGGCGUGGUGUUGAGUUCUACCGGCGGCGCCUUGGCCCAGAUGCUGCCGCCGUUCCGACUCGGCCUCGGCGGCGUGCUAGGCGGCGGCGCCCAGUUCAUGAGCUGGAUUGCCCUGGACGACGUCGUGGGUGCCAUUUCCCACGUGUUGACGACCGAAUCCCUGCACGGCGCCGUCAACCUGGUGGCGCCUGAGCCGGUCAGCAAUCGUGAUUUUACGAAGACAUUAGGCCGGGUGUUGCGGCGCCCGACGCGGUUCGCCGUGCCGGCUUUUGCCGUCCGUCUGAUGUUCGGUGAGAUGGCCGACGCUCUGCUGCUCGCCAGCACGCGCGUGGCGCCCGGCAAGCUCAAUGCCUCGGGCUAUACGUUCCGCUAUCCGGAGUUUGAGGAAGCCCUGCGGCACGUGCUGGGCAAGCCGCUGCCCGCGCCGGAACCGUCGGUUGAGGCGCCUGUGCUAUAA
Geodia barretti is the source of this 939-nucleotide messenger RNA. Lineage: Eukaryota; Metazoa; Porifera; Demospongiae; Tetractinellida; Geodiidae. The record is from the annotation of a GenBank genome assembly.